This is a messenger RNA of Sorex araneus (European shrew), 4329 nucleotides long. It is a transcript of the gene RRP12, whose product is annotated as ribosomal RNA processing 12 homolog. The transcript has 34 exons. NCBI's taxonomy places the organism in Eukaryota, Metazoa, Chordata, Mammalia, Eulipotyphla, Soricidae. Bases 85 to 3993 code for a protein of 1302 amino acids. The record is from RefSeq and is a predicted model, not a curated record.
UGGGGGCCCACGUGGGUUCUGCGCGUGUUUCUGAGUCCUUAGCGGCCGCUCUUGACACUCGGCCCCGGCGGCGGCUUCGUGGACAUGGGGCGCUCGGGCAAGUUACCGUCCGGGGUCUCGGCUAAGUUGAAACGCUGGAAGAAAGGACACAGUAGCGACAGCAACCCCGCCACCUGCCACCACCGCCAGGCGGCCCGCAGCCGCUUCUUCAGCAGGCCUUCAGGCAAGAGCGAGCUGACGGUGGACGCAGUCAAGUUGCACAAUGAGCUGCAGUCCGGGUCCCUGCGCCUGCGCCCGAACGAAGGGGCCGAGAUGGCCGUGGACGGAGAAGAGGUGACGCUGGCCCCCUCCGAACGGACCUCGGGCACCUUCCUGAGUGGCCUCUCCGACUGCACCAACGUCACCUUCAGCAAAGUACAGCGUUUCUGGGAGUCCAACUCGGCCGCCCACAAGGAGAUCUGUGCUGUCCUGGCCGCUGUUACGGAGGUGAUCCGCUCUGAGGGAGGGAAGGAGACAGAGACUGAGUACUUCGCUGCGCUGAUGACCACGAUGGAAGCCGUGGAGUCCCCCGAGUCUCUGGCCGCUGUCGCUUACCUGCUCAACCUCGUCCUGAAGCGCGUGCCCAGCCCCGUGCUCAUUAAGAAGUUCUCGGACACCUCCAAGGCCUUCAUGGACCUCCUGUCCGCCCAGGCCGGCAGCGGCUCCACCUCUGCUCUCCGCUGGGUCGUCUCCUGCCUCGCCACCCUUCUGAGGAAGCAGGACCUGGAGUCCUGGGGCUACCCCGUGACGCUGCAGGUGUACCAUGGGCUGCUGAGCUUCACCGUGCACGCCAAGCCCAAGGUCCGCAAGGCUGCCCAGCACGGAGUGUGCUCGGUCCUCAAGGGCAGCGACUUCAUGUUCGGGGACAAGGCCCCCGCCCACCACCCUGCGGCUGCGUCCACCGCCAAGUUCUGCAUCCAGGAGAUGGAGAAGUCCGGAGGCUCCAAGGAGGCCACGGGCACGCUGCACAUGCUGACGCUGCUGAAGGACCUGCUGCCCUGCUUCCCUGAAGGCCUGGUCAAGAGCUGCUGCGAGACGCUCCUCAGGGUCAUGACCUUGAGCCACGUGCUGGUGACAGCCUGUGCCAUGCAGGCCUUUCACGGCCUCUUCCAUGCCAAGCCCGGCCCGGGUACCCUCUCGGCGGAGCUCAAUGCCCAGAUCAUCACGGCCUUGUAUGACUACGUUCCCAGCGAGAACGACCUGCAGCCCCUGCUGGCCUGGCUCAAGGUCAUGGAGAAAGCCCACCUCAACCUGGUCAGGAUUCAGCGGGACCUGGGCCUGGGUCACCUCCCUCGCUUCUUUGGAACCGCGAUGAGCUGCCUCCUCUCCCCCCACUCACAGGUGGUGACAGCUGCCACCCAGAGCCUCCAGGUGCUCCUGAGGGAAUGCGUGGCUCCUCACAUGGCCGACAUCGGCUCCGUGACCUCCUCCGCCACGGGCCCUGCCCAGUAUGUGGCCAAGAUGUUCAGGUUUGUGGAGGAGGGGCUGACGUACAAGUUCCACGCAGCCUGGAGCUCCGUGUUGUCGCUGCUGUGUGUGUUCUUCCAGGCGUGCGGGAGGCAGGCCCACCCUGUGAUGAGGAAGUGCCUCCAGUCCCUGUGUGACCUGCGCCUCUCCCCGCACUUCCCCCACACGGCAGCCCUGGACCAGGCCGUGGGGGCCGCCGUGGCCAGCAUGGGACCCAAGCUGGUGUUGGAGGCGGUGCCCUUGGAAAUCGAUGGCUCUGAGGAGACUCUGGAUUUCCCGAGGAGCUGGCUGCUGCCCGUCAUCCGGGACCACGUCCAGGAGACACAGCUUGGUUUCUUCACCUCCUACUUCUUGCCCCUGGCCACCACCCUGAAGAGCAAAGCAAUGGCCCUAGCCCAGGCGGGCAGCUCGGUGGAGUCCAAGAUCUACGACACGCUCCAGUGGCAGGUCUGGACUCUCCUGCCCGGCUUCUGCACGAGGCCCACAGAUGUGGCCGCCUCCUUCCGAGGGCUGGCGCGGACGCUGGGCAUGGCCAUCAACGAGCGCCCGGACCUCAGGGUCACCGUGUGCCAGGCCCUGCGCACACUUAUCACCAAGGGCUGUGAGGCGGAGGCCGACCGAGCCGAAGUGAGUCACUUUGCCAAGAAUUUCCUGCCGAUCCUCUUCAACCUGUACGGGCAACCCGUGGCAGCUGAGGACACUCCGGCCCCCCGCCGGGCCGUGCUGGAGACCAUCCGAACCUACCUCACCAUUACGGAGCCCCAGCUGGUGAACGGCUUCCUGGAAAAGGCCAGCGCGAAGGUGCUGGACCCCGCCAGCUCCGACUUCACCAGGUUGUCUGUCCUGGACCUGGUUGUGGCGUUGGCGCCUCACGCUGAUGAAGCUGCCAUCAGCAAGCUGUACUCCACCAUCCGGCCCUACCUGGAGAGCAAGGCCCACGGGGUGCAGAAGAAGGCCUACCGCGUGCUGGAGGAGGUGUGCGCCAGCGAGCAGGGCCCAGGGGCGCGCUUCGUGCAGAGCCACCUGGACGACCUGAAGAAGACCCUGCUGGACUCUCUGCGGAGCACCUCCUCGCCCGCCAAGAGGCCCCGUUUGAAGUGCCUCAUCCACAUCGUGAGGAAGCUCUCGGCCGAGCACGAGGACUUCAUCGCCGCUCUCGUCCCGGAGGUGAUCCUGUGCACCAAGGAGGUGUCGGUGGGCGCACGCAAGAACGCCUUCGCCCUGCUGCUGGAGAUGGGCCGAGCGUUCCUGCGCUUUGGCCAGAGCCAGGAGGAGGCGCUGCAGCGCUACCUGGUCCUGAUCUACCCCGGCCUCGUGGGCGCCGUGACCAUGGUCAGCUGCAGCAUCCUGGCCCUCACCCACCUCCUCUUCGAGUUUAAAGGCCUGAUGGGCACCGACACGGUGGAGCAGCUGCUACAGAACGUGUGUCUGCUCCUGGCCUCGCGCACCCGCGACGUGGUCAAGUCGGCGCUGGGCUUCAUCAAGGUGGCCGCCGUGACCAUGGAUGUCACACACCUGGCCAAGCACGUGCAGCUGGUGAUGGACGCCAUCGGGAACCUCUCCGAUGACAUGAGGCGACACUUCCGCAUGAAGCUCCGGAACCUGUUCACCAAGUUCAUCCGGAAGUUUGGGUUUGAGCUGGUGAGGGGGCUGCUGCCUGUGGAGUACCACAAGGUGCUAGUGAACAUCCGGAAAGCCGAGGCCCGGGCCAAGAGGCACCGCGCUCUGAACCAGGCCGCCCUGGACGAGGAGGAGGAGGACGAGGAGGAGCCGGCCCCGGGUAGAGGCGACAGCAUCGAGGAGAUCCUGGCCGACUCGGAGGAGGAGGACACUGAGGAGGAGGACAGGAGUCAGGGCAGGGAGCAGCGGAAGCUGGCCCGCCAGAGGAGCCGGGCGUGGCUGAAGGAAGGGGGUGGCGACGAGCCCCUCAACUUCCUGGACCCCAAGGUGGCCCAGCGAGUCCUAGCCACGAAGCCUGGGCUGGGCCGAGGCAAGAAGGACCACGGCUUCAAGGUGAGCGCCGACGGCCGGCUGAUCAUCCGGGAGGAGGAGGAGGAGGAGAGCGCCAGCAAGGUGGAAGAGGAGGAGGACAUGAAAGGGGAGGACGAAGAGAUGGCGGAGCUGAUGGCGGACAUGGGCGUCAGGAAUAAGAAACACCCCAAGCGUCCGCGCCAGAAGGAGGCCGACGACGAGGACCUGGAGGUGCCCCCUCAGUACCAAGCUGGAGGCUCUGGCAUCCAUCGCCCUGUGGCCAAGAAGGCAGUACCAGGAGCUGAGUACAAGGCCAAGAAGGCGAAGGGGGACAUAAAGAAGAAAGGCCGACUGGACCCCUAUGCCUACAUCCCCCUCAACAGAACCAAGCUGAACCGAAGGAAGAAGAUGAAGCUGCAAGGCCAGUUCAAGGGCCUGGUGAGAGCCACCCAGCGCGGGUCCCAAGUGGGCCACAAGCUGCGCAGGAAGGAGCGCCGGAAGGAGCACCGGCCCUGAGGCCCAGGGUCCCCACGGCUGCCCCGAGGCCCAUGCCGACGGUCCCCCCUCUUCCCUGCACUGCUCAGCACCAGCCCCGGAUGCUCGGGGCACCCGCAGGACGAGGAGCAGAGACUGCCUGGGAUGAGGACCCGCCCUGGAGUGGCCUCCGGAUUGUUGGGAAGCCCUCGGGAGACGGGAGUGUGGGGACUCUGCUCCCAGCCCCGAGGGCCGCGGCCACCCAGACUGUCUUCCGGCCUCAGCUGCCGGGAGCCGCCUGCCCUCCGCGGCUGUGGUCCAGAUGUGUGAGAUCUGCUGUCGUGUGCGGACUGAAUAAACCUGCGCCUCCAAACAGGA